Messenger RNA from Rhagoletis zephyria (snowberry fruit fly), 2460 nucleotides. The record is from RefSeq and is a predicted model, not a curated record. Lineage: Eukaryota; Metazoa; Arthropoda; Insecta; Diptera; Tephritidae.
CACAUGAUCGGCUGCGUCCUCUGUUCGCCCGGCUGCUUUUCGCUGUUUCGCGCCAAGGCGCUGAUGGACGACAAUGUGAUGAUGAAGUACACGACCAAGUCGGACGAGGCGCUGCACUACGUCCAGUACGAUCAGGGCGAGGAUCGGUGGCUGUGCACGCUGCUGCUGCAGCGCGGCUACCGCGUCGAGUACUCCGCCGCCUCUGACGCGUACACGCACUGUCCGGAGGGCUUCGGCGAGUUCUACACGCAGCGCCGCCGGUGGGCGCCCUCCACCAUGGCGAACAUCAUGGACCUGCUGGGCGACUACAAGCGCACGGUGAAGGUCAACGACAACAUCUCCUUUCCCUACAUCGUCUACCAGGGCAUGUUGAUGGUCGGUACCAUCCUCGGACCGGGCACCAUCUUCCUGAUGUUGGUGGGCGCCGUCAAUGCCGUCUUUCGCAUCUCCAACUGGGACUCCUUCAUCAUGAACAUUGUGCCCAUUCUCUUCUUCAUCCUCAUCUGCUUCGUCGCCAAGAAUGACAUUCAGAUCUUUGUGGCGCAGGUGCUCAGCGCCGCCUACUGCCUCCUGAUGAUGGCCGUCUUUGUCGGCCAGGCGAUCCAGAUGACCGAGGACGGCCUGGGCUCUCCCUCUGCCAUCUUCUUCCUCUCCCUCACCGGCAGCUUCAUCGUCGCCGGACUGCUCCACCCACAGGAGCUGAGCUGCUUGGGGCCGUUGUUGCUGUACUUCCUCAGCAUUCCCUGCAUGUACCUCCUGCUGAUCAUCUACUCGCUGAUCAACCUCAACGUGGUCACCUGGGGCACCCGCGAGGUGCAGUCCAAGAAGACCAAAAAGGAGCUGGAGGAGGAGAAGAAGGCAGCCGAGGAGAUGAAGAAGAAGAGUCUGCUCGGAUUUUUGAACAUGGGCGAGGGUGCGCAGGAGGAGGGCAGCAUCACCUUCUCGCUGGCCAAUCUCUUCAAGUGUCAGCUCUUCACGUAUCCGAAACCCAACGAAGAGGCGAUUCACCUGAUGAAGAUUCAGGACCAGCUGGAGACGAUCAACAGCAAACUGGAGCGAGUCGAGAAAGUGGUCGACCACCACCACCACCAGAAGAGCAAGCAGAACGCAGGCAGUCGUGCGGCGCUAAGCACCGUCAAUGAUGAGAGCGCCGAUGGAAAGACGCUGGACGAGGAUGACUGCUCCAGGAGUGAUCGCUCACUGGAUGGGAGCUCGCUGAAGCUGGACGACGAUGACCACCACGUGCGGCACGAACGGGACGACCUGCUCAACCCGUACUGGAUCGAGGACAAGGAGCUGAAGAACGGCGAGGUGGCCUACCUCCACCCGGCCGAGGUGCAGUUCUGGAAGGACCUCAUCGAGAAGUACCUCUACCCGAUUGACAACGACAAGUCACAGCAGGCGCGCGUCGCCUCUGACCUGAAGGAGCUGCGCAAUCGCGUCUUCUUCGGCUUCUUCAUGAUCAACGCUCUCUUCAUUCUGUCCGUCUUUCUGCUGCAGCUGAACAAGGAGAUACUGCACAUUGACUGGCCGCUGGGCGUCCGCGAGAACAUCACCAUCAACCCAGAGACGAACGAGUACAUCGUCGACAAGGAGUACCUCGAGCUGGAGCCCAUCGGCCUGGUCUUUGUUCUCUUCUUUGGCUCCAUCCUGAUCAUACAGUUCGUCGGCAUGAUGUUCCAUCGUUUCGCCACGCUGUCGCACAUUCUCGCUUCGGUGGAGCUAAGCACCAAUAAGAAAGACGACGACGUCAGCGGCGAUGACUUUAUCGACAAGAACGCCAUUCAGAUUGCCCGACAGCUGCAACGACUGCGUGGUCUGGACGAGGACGACAAGAGCUCAGAGGAGUCGCCGUACGGCAAUCGAGUGGACAAGCGAAAGAUCGUCUACAAUCUCGACCGAAGGGCGCACAAGCAGAACAAAGUGGGCACGCUGGAUGUGGCCUUCCGCAAGCGAUUUCAGCACUUUUCCAACAACCUUAACGAUGGAACCCCAAUUCUGGGCACUCGCACCAAAGAGCGCCUCCUCGCGCUGCAGCACCGAAAGGACCUUCGAAUGGGUAACUUCUUUGAUGGCGGGGUGGAUGGCGGUGGCGGUGGCUACCGCGGCAACGGCAAUCCCGGCAUGCAGACACUAGGAGCAAAGAAUGAAUUUGUGCGCAACAACCGGCAACGGUCGACGCUGGACAUGAACACCAAACGACCGUCAAAGGGACCGGCACCGACGCCGCCUCAGGGCAGCGGCAUGCACAACAGCACCUUCAAGAACGACUCCGAUGAUGAGCAGCAGCACCAGCAGGUGAUGGGCGGUGGAGGUAACUCGAGGAACCCCACCAACACCAUCAAUCUCAGUCUGUACGAGUCGACGCCCAAGAAUGGCUCCAGUAUGCGGAGAGGGGGCGGCCCUGGAGGUGGUGGCGGUGGUGGUGGUGGACGUGAGCUAAACAACUCUGAAGUUUAA